AUGGCGGACGCUGACAAGCCCGAGRUGGUCGGGGCCGCUGGCGACGACAGCCCUCAUCAGCUGCCCGCAGAGUCUCAGGGCGAAUCGCGGCGAGAAUCGCUCCCCCCGGAGCCGGAGAAGCAGCCUCCGCAGCACAGCAGUAGCUCCAAUGGCGUUAAAAUGGAGAAUGAUGAAUCAGUGAAAGAAGAAAAAUCUGACUUAAAAGAAAAAUCUUCAGGAAAUAAGAAGGCCAAUAGAUUUCAUCCUUAUUCAAAAGACAAGAAUUUGGGCACUGGAGAAAAGAAGGGUCCAAAUCGUAACAGAGUUUUCAUUAGCAACAUCCCGUAUGACAUGAAAUGGCAAGCUAUUAAAGAUCUAAUGAGAGAAAAAGUUGGUGAGGUUACAUACGUGGAGCUCUUUAAGGAUGCGGAAGGAAAAUCAAGGGGUUGUGGUGUUGUUGAAUUCAAAGAUGAAGAAUUUGUAAAGAAAGCACUAGAAACUAUGAACAAAUAUGAUCUUAGUGGAAGACCCCUUAAUAUUAAAGAGGAUCCUGACGGAGAAAAUGCUCGUAGGGCAUUGCAACGAACAGGAGGAUCAUUUCCAGGAGGACAUGUCCCUGAUAUGGGAUCGGGGUUGAUGAAUUUACCACCUUCCAUUCUCAAUAAUCCAAACAUUCCUCCUGAGGUUAUCAGUAAUUUGCAGGCUGGUAGACUUGGUUCUACAAUUUUUGUUGCUAAUCUUGACUUCAAAGUUGGUUGGAAGAAGCUAAAGGAAGUGUUCAGCAUAGCUGGAACUGUAAAGCGGGCAGAUAUUAAAGAAGACAAAGAUGGAAAGAGCAGAGGAAUGGGCACUGUCACUUUUGAGCAAGCAAUUGAAGCAGUUCAAGCAAUUUCUAUGUUCAAUGGGCAGUUUUUAUUUGAUAGACCUAUGCAUGUGAAAAUGGAUGACAAGUCUGUCCCUCAUGAAGACUACCGUUCACAUGAUAGUAAAACACCACAAUUACCACGUGGUCUUGGAGGUAUUGGAAUGGGACUUGGUCCAGGUGGACAGCCUAUUAGUGCUAGCCAAUUGAACAUAGGUGGUGUAAUGGGAAAUUUAGGUCCAAGUGGUAUGGGAAUGGAUGGUCCAGGUUUUGGAGGAAUGAAUAGAAUUGGAGGAGGAAUUGGGUUUGGUGGUCUGGAAGCAAUGAAUAGCAUGGGAGGAUUUGGUGGAGUUGGCCGAAUGGGAGAGCUAUACCGUGGCGCGAUGACUAGUAGCAUGGAGCGAGAUUUUGGACGUGGUGAUAUUGGAAUAAAUCGAGGCUUUGGAGAUUCCUUUGGUAGACUUGGCAGUGCAAUGAUUGGAGGGUUUGCAGGAAGAAUAGGAGCUUCUAACAUGGGUCCAGUAGGAUCUGGAAUAAGUGGUGGAAUGGGUGGCAUGAACAGUGUGACUGGAGGAAUGGGGAUGGGACUAGACCGCAUGAGUUCCAGCUUUGAUAGAAUGGGACCAGGUAUAGGAGCUAUACUGGAAAGGAGCAUCGAUAUGGAUCGAGGAUUUUUAUCGGGGCCAAUGGGAAGCGGAAUGAGAGACAGAAUAGGCUCCAAAGGCAACCAGAUAUUUGUCAGAAAUCUGCCUUUUGACUUGACUUGGCAGAAACUCAAAGAGAAAUUCAGUCAGUGUGGUCAUGUUAUGUUUGCAGAAAUAAAAAUGGAGAAUGGAAAGUCAAAAGGUUGUGGAACGGUCAGAUUUGACUCCCCAGAAUCAGCUGAAAAAGCCUGCAGAAUAAUGAAUGGCAUAAAAAUCAGUGGUAGAGAAAUUGAUGUUCGCUUGGAUCGUAAUGCAUAAUUUCAAACCACGGUUGGAACAUUCCUUCAUCUGUUUUGCUGAAUCUACUAGUAAAAGUCAUUUUUUUAGUAAUACUGUAUGCUUACAAAAGCUGUAAAAAUGAACUUUUAAAAUUCCCACCAGCUUUUAACAGUAUAAUGUUAAAAAUAUACUGUGAUUUUUGUUAAUCUCAAGUUUGGGUUUCCUAAAGACAGCA
Urocitellus parryii (Arctic ground squirrel) is the source of this 1999-nucleotide messenger RNA. RefSeq names its product myelin expression factor 2 (gene Myef2). Gene Ontology annotation, molecular function: mRNA binding. The record is from RefSeq and is a predicted model, not a curated record. Gene Ontology annotation, cellular component: cytoplasm; nucleus. Lineage: Eukaryota; Metazoa; Chordata; Mammalia; Rodentia; Sciuridae.